GGGGGACGGUUUGCCGCUGUGAGCGCGGCCUCGGACGUCGAGCCGUUAGCCAGGGCCUGGCGGCGGUGCUGAGCUGCGGCCGCCAUGAGCUCGGCCGAGCAGACGGUGACCUGGCUCAUCAGCCUCGGGGUGCUCGAGUCCCCCAAGAAAAGUGUGUCGGACCCCGAGGCCUUCUUGCGGGCUGCGCUCCGGGACGGUGUAGCCUUGUGUCGGCUGCUGGAGAGGCUGGUGCCGGGCUCAGUGCAGCGGAUGCACCAGGAACCCAAAUCAGAGGCAGAAUGUCUGAAUAACAUCAAAGAGUUUCUGAAAGCGUGCGGGGCACUUCAUGUUGAGACUUUUGAUGCCAAUGAUCUUUACCAAGGACUGAACUUCAACAAGGUUCUAAGUUCCCUGGUCACCUUGAAUAAAGUAACAGGAGAUAUUGGUGUUGGAAGUGACUCGGUAUGUGCACGUCACCAAUCCCAUCAAAUAAAGUCAGCUGAUUCUUUCACUGGAGCCCACUUGUCACUUGGAAGAACUUCCAAAAAUUUUCCUGGAAAGUAUCGAAGUUUAGACAUGACAGAUAACAGCAAACAUCAUAUGGUGGUGAAAGCAAAAUUCAAUUUCUAUCAGACCAAUGAGGAUGAACUCUGCUUUAACAAGGGCGAUAUCAUCCAUGUGACCAGAAUUGAGGAAGGGGGCUGGUGGGAAGGAACACUCAAUGGCAAAAAUGGAUGGUUUCCUAGCAACUACGUGAGAGAAAUCAAAUUGAAUGAAAAACCAGCCUCUCCAAAGUCAGCAACUUUGAAAAGUUCACCCAAAGGAUUUGAAACACCUCCUGUUAGUAAAAGCUACUACAAUGUGGUGCUGCAGAAUAUUCUUGACACAGAGUGCGAUUAUGCAGAGGAACUAACGAUGCUUCUGUCAACUUUCCUGCGACCUUUACAAGCCAGCGACAAGCUAAGUGUUGCUGAAGUUACAUCCUUGAUGGGAAAUCUGGAGGACAUCUGCUCCUUCCAGCAGAGUCUUGUUCAGUCUUUAGAAGAUUGUACCAAGUUACCUGAAUCCCAGCAGAAAGUUGGUGGCUGCUUUGCAAACUUGAUGUCUCAGAUGAAAAGUCUGUACCUUGCAUAUUGUGCCAACCAUCCCUGGGCUGUGAAUGUCCUCACAAAGCACAGUGAGGAACUGGGGGAGUUUAUGGAAAUGAAAGGAGCAACCAGUCCUGGGAUCCUCAUGCUUACCACCAGCCUGAGCAAACCUUUCAUGAGACUGGACAAAUACCCGACUCUGCUGAAGGAACUGGAGCGUCACAUGGAGGAAUCCCACCCUGACUGGUCUGACAUCCAGACAGCUAUGACUGCAUUCAAAAGUCUUUCGUCUCAGUGUCAAGAAGUCCGGAAGAGAAAGGAAUUGGAACUACAGAUCCUGACGGAAACAGUCCAUGGUUGGGAUAUCCAAUCCCUGGGCAACGUCAUUUACAUGCCUCAGGUCAUGGUACAGAGCGGCAACGAGGAGAAAUGUGAGAGAUAUUUUCUCCUGUUUCCACAUGUCCUUCUCAUGCUCUCUGCCAGUCCCAGGAUGAGUGGUUUCAUCUAUCAGGGGAAAUUACCAUUAACAGGAUUAACCGUCACAAAGUUAGAGGACGGUGAUGAGCACAAUAACAGCUUUGAAAUUACUGGAAGUAUGAUUGAACGGAUUUUGGUGUCGUGCUCGAAUCACCAGAAUAUGCAGGAGUGGGCAGACCAUCUGCAGAAGCAAACAAAGGUCCCAAGUGUGGGAGUUGUGAGACAGCAGUCUAUGCCAUGUCACACACUUCCAUUGCACCCUGUGACGCCACUCAACAAGCAUUCUGAUGGGUAUCAGAUCUCCGUGACUCCACCCUACCAUACCCUUCCUCAUCCAUCCUUGCAUGGGACAUCCCACAGCACACUGAGCUGGGGAACUCUGGAACCCCCCAAGAUGCCAAAGCCGUGGACUUUGAGCUGCCUCCGGCCAGCAGCCCCAUUGAAACCUUCUGCCGCUCUUUGUUACAAGGAGGACCUCAGCAGGAGCCCUAAAACCAUGAAGAAGCUGCUUCCCAAAUGGAAACCAGAGAGAAAACCCUCUGAUGAGGAGUUUGCACUGAGGAAAAGCACAGCAGCUCUUGAAGAAGAUGCACAAAGAUUGAAAGUUAUUGAAGCUUACUGCACUAGUGCCAAAACCCGUCAGACUCUGAACUCAACGAGUCGUAAAGAAUCUGCACCUCAGGUUUUGCUGCCGGAAGAGGAGAAGAUGAUUGUGGAAGAAACCAACAGCAACGGGCAAACGAUCAUCAAAGAAAAGACACUUGUGGACACAGUUUAUGCAUUAAAGGACGAGGUGCUUGAACUGAAACAGGAAAGCAAGAAGAUGUGGUGUUCUUUGGAAGAGGAGCAGAGAGCCCGCAAGGAACUGGAGAAGCUCAUUAGAAAAGUUCUAAAGAAUAGGAAUGAAUUUUCUUGGGAUGAAACUAACGUAUAAUAACCUAUAGCGCCAGAAAUGGUCAUAUCUACCUGGGAAUUGGUUCUUGUAAUUAGCAAUCAAGCACUGUUCCCCUGUCAUUGGCCUAUGCGGUGUUACAGUACAAACAUUGACUGGAGUAUUUUAAUAAUUUAAAUAUCAUUAGUAGUCUGGAGAUGGCCUUGUGGAGGUGUCGAGCUUUGAGGGUGAACCCUGCACUUCUGUUCUUGCAUCGGGUGAUUCAUGCUCCCCAGGAUAGAAGCCGGCGGACCGUGGCUUUCUGGCUGAUUUGCCCUUUGGGGCUGCUGCCUGCAGUUAAGGAGAGCCUAGGACAAGAACCUUCAGUGGAGACCAGUCUGCCGGAGUGUGCUCUGAGUGUUUGGAGGUCAGAUCCUGACUGCAAGCGGUGCAUUGUUUUAACAACUGACAUUCCAAUGGAACUUCAAACCUGGGCUCAUGGGAUCUGGGUGAUGGUGUUAUGCUUUGAAGUUUCCUUUCCCAUUAUCAGCUUAGUAAUGGUGCAGAGCCCGAUUGUGAACCAUUUCUGGUAUCUGGUAAAAGUAGACUCUGUGCUGGUCAGUGUUGGGAGUGAACUGUUAGGUCGCACGCUGAUUGCGUUGACGGAGGAAUGGACCCAAGCUUUUUGUUUUGUGUUUAAUUUUGGAGCUAUCU
This is a messenger RNA of Hypanus sabinus (Atlantic stingray), 3129 nucleotides long. RefSeq names its product rho guanine nucleotide exchange factor 7-like. Bases 85 to 2478 code for a protein of 797 amino acids. Lineage: Eukaryota; Metazoa; Chordata; Chondrichthyes; Myliobatiformes; Dasyatidae. Gene Ontology annotation, biological process: intracellular signal transduction. The record is from RefSeq and is a predicted model, not a curated record. The transcript has a single exon. Gene Ontology annotation, molecular function: guanyl-nucleotide exchange factor activity; protein binding.